AAGCUGAUAGCCCUCCGCAACGCAUUACGCACAACGGACAGCUGGAGACGCCGAGGCGCUCUCGCUUUGAUUUCGGCGCCUGCGCCCGCGCGGGGAGAGACUGGCUGAGGCCGCGGGACUGGGCGGUGAGCGCGUCACUUCCUGCCGCUGCCAGGCGCGUCCUCCCACGCGCUAUGACCCACCGUGCAGAGCCGCGGGGGCGGCGGCCCGGAGUCGGAGUAGGAGUCGUGGUGACCAGCUGCAAACAUCCGCGUUGCGUCCUCCUGGGGAAGAGGAAAGGCUCGGUUGGAGCCGGCAGUUUCCAACUCCUGGAGGUCCAUUUGGAGUUCGGUGAGACCUGGGAAGAAUGUGCUCAAAGGGAAACCUGGGAAGAAGCAGCUCUUCACCUGAAAAAUGUUCGCUUUGCCUCAGUUGUGAAUUCUUUCAUUGAGAAGGAGAAAUACCAUUAUGUUACUAUAUUAAUGAAAGGAGAAGUGGAUGUGACUCAUGAUUCAGAACCAAAGAAUGUAGAACCUGAAAAAAAUGAAAGUUGGGAGUGGGUUCCUUGGGAAGAAUUUCCUCCUCUGGACCAGCUUUUCUGGGGACUGCGUUGUUUAAAAGAACAAGGCUAUGAUCCAUUUAAAGAAGAUCUGAACCAUCUGGUGGGAUACAAAGGAAAUCAUCUCUAGGUAGCCAAGAAGAUUUCUUGAUUUUCUUUAAAAACACAGGAAUAAGGUCUGGUUAGGGAAUGAAAAAUGUCUACAUUGCAGAACAACUCCAUUUUAUCUAAAAAAGAUCUUGUGAUCGCCAAUUUAUUUGCAAUCUCUUAAUGUAUCCACCACCCUUUCAGCCAGUACUUGAGAAAAUUUUUCUGAAAUAUGUCAUUGAAUUGUAUUCCAGACACAGAAUAUAUGCUAUAUAGUGAUAUUAUGGGUAAUCUGCUUUCCAUAUUUACCUAUGAUAUUUACUGUACAGUUUGUCAUUACUAGCUUGCAUGGAGUAGGAUGCAGUCGAAUUUGCCUUAGUGUUUCUGUUCAAAUAGAGACCUGAAUUCAAAUAUUGUAGUUUAGGUUCAAACACAGUAUGCCUGUUGCAAAAUUUACCAAAUUUGUUGAUUACCUCUUUUAUUAAAGACAUGUUGGGGAGAGGGUAAUAAGUAUAUUGUGGCAAUCUUUGCAACUUACAGGGAAUAGGACAGGUCAUUAGGGUGUAUUUCCCAGGUUUCCAGUUGAGAACCUAAACCAAGAGAAGUGAGACAAACCAUCUAAUGUCUGUAUCCUCCUAUUAACAGGCUGUGUGAUGUUGAGUUUCUCACUUACUCUCUCUGAGGUCCAGGGUCCUUAUAUGUAAAAUGAAGAGAUUCGUCUAGAGCAGUGGUUCUUAAAGUGUGGUCGGGGGGGCCUCAAGAGCCUUUCAAGGGUAUUCUAGGUCAAAGCUGUUUUUAUAACACUUACCAUUUCAUCAUUUAUAGUUUUUCCUUUUUUUUUAUUUGAGAAGGAGUCUUGCUCUGUUGCAGUGGCACGAUCUCAGCUCAUUGCAGCCUCCGCCUCCUGGGUUCAAGCAAUUCUCCUACCUCAGCUUCCUGAGUAGCUGGGAUUACAGGCAUCCACUACCACACCUGGCUAAUUUUUGUAUUUUUAGUGGAGACGAUGCUUCACCAUGUUGGCCAGGCUGGUCUGGAACUCUGGAGCUCAAGUGAUCUGCCCACCUCAGCCUCCCAAAAUGCUUACAGGUGUGAGCCACCACGCCCGGCCAUCAUUUAUCUUUUUCACUCAUUUUUUCAUGAGUGUGCAGAGGAGUUUUUGAGAGGCUAUCUGGUGUGAUAUUAUAAUAGGCUGAAUGCAAAAGCAGAUAUGAGAAUCCAGCUUUCGUCUGUCAUCAGACAUUGAAGAAAUUUGGAGAAAUGUAAAGCAGCAGUACUCUUGUCACUAAUGAUUUUUGUUGUUGGUUAGAAAAAUGGUUAUUUUUAGUGGGUUUUAAUAUGUGAAAAAAAUAAAAAUAACUGUCAAAAAUGUUAUUUAUGUGUUUAUACAUAAUGGGAUUUUGUUACUUGUAAAUGGUUAAUAAAAAUUUGAAGAAAUUU
This is a messenger RNA of Macaca mulatta (Rhesus monkey), 2062 nucleotides long. It is a transcript of the gene NUDT15, whose product is annotated as nudix hydrolase 15. Gene Ontology annotation, molecular function: 8-oxo-7,8-dihydrodeoxyguanosine triphosphate pyrophosphatase activity. The record is from RefSeq and is a predicted model, not a curated record. Gene Ontology annotation, biological process: dGTP catabolic process. NCBI's taxonomy places the organism in Eukaryota, Metazoa, Chordata, Mammalia, Primates, Cercopithecidae. Gene Ontology annotation, cellular component: cytosol.